ACCUUUAUUUGUCUAUUUAAAUAACCUAUAUUUGUCUCUUUAAAUAACCUUUACACGUCAGGAUGAUCUCAAAGUUCAGCAUUGAAAUCAGCAAGAAGGAGGAGAGAAGAGGACUGUUUGGUAAAAAAUCAACACCCAAAUAUCCUGAACCAGACACGGCUACUGACGUUCAGGGUUGGGGUGAAGACGAGUUUGAUGAUGAAGAGUUUGACGAUGACUAUGAGAGUCCGUUCAGCGGUGAUGAAGAGGGCAGCGGCGGAGAUUACGAGUCUCCAAACGAAGACCAGGACGGGGCCAACGACUACGAGCCCCCCCCCACUGAACCUCCAGAGGACCUGGUCCACAAGCUGUGCCCCACCCUGCCCAUCGCAGACAGCGACUACAUCGACAGCCAUGUGACAUCCAGAGGCCCGCCCCCUAUUGUGAGUCCCCGCCCCCCAGCCUCCACCCUGUCUGCACCGUCUCCCCGGAUGCCAGCAGAGUCCUCCUCCUCCUCCUCCUUCAGGAGAGACCGAUCCCCAAACUGUCGGGGAGGAAAAUCUACUCCGGGGCCGCCGCAGAUCUUUCGCGGCAACAAACCGGGCCGAGAUUCAGGAUCCAACCCGUCUCCCGUCAGAGGAACUCAUCACAACUCAGUGGAGAAGGCCAUCCCACCUUCUCGUAGGCCUCAGCUCGACUCACCCGAUCCUCCCACCUGGUCCAAACCUCCACCUGUCCUCCCUCCGUCCUCCACCUCCGUCAGCAGGAGCAACUCCUCCUCCAGACCUCCUGCCAACAGGUUUGAUGUGAGGAGAGAGCAAACACAAAAUGAAGCUCCUAAACACAACACCUUCCCCCUCCAAACUAAAAGUCUACCCCCCCGCCCUGGACUCCCUGGACUCCCCGGACUCCCUUCACAUCAAGGAGACAGUCUGCCUCCCAGUGUUCCCUCCGCAGGAUCUCUGCCUCACAAACUGCAGUCUGCGCUGGCCGGACAAAGGAUCAGCUUUGUAGCAUCGGACCGUCAGUCGUUUCGUCCGUCUCCGCCUGCGACAGCAAACACACAGGAGCUGGACCCUCGCUGGUAUGUGGGCAAAGUAACCCGCGGUCAGGCCGAGGGGUGUCUGAAACGAGUCAACAAGGACGGAGCGUAUCUGGUGAGGGACAGCACCCGGCAGCAGAACAACCAGCCCUUCACCCUGAUGGUCCUCUACCAGGACAAGGUCUACAACAUCCAGAUCAGACAGCACAACCACAACUUCCUGCUGGGAACCGGGCUCAAAGCCCAGGAGGUAAAAACAUGCAGGUCACCAGGACCAGCGUCCAAUCACAGCGCUGCUACACUAACUAUAUGGUGACAGCAGCUGUGUGUGUCAGAGCCCCUAGUGGACACGAGAGGAAGUGCAGCUAGAUUAGUACUAAUACUACACAGUAUAAAUAUACUCUAUUACUGUGAUAGUAUUAAUACUACACAGUAUAAAUAUACUCUGUUACUCUGAAAGUACUAAUACUGCACAGUAUAAAUAUACUCUGUUACUGUGAAAGUACUAAUACUACACAGUAUAAAUAUACUCUAUUACUGUGA
Messenger RNA from Anarrhichthys ocellatus (wolf-eel), 1564 nucleotides. RefSeq names its product lymphocyte cytosolic protein 2-like. Gene Ontology annotation, biological process: cell surface receptor protein tyrosine kinase signaling pathway; intracellular signal transduction. The coding region runs from base 63 to 1337 and encodes 424 amino acids. The record is from RefSeq and is a predicted model, not a curated record. NCBI's taxonomy places the organism in Eukaryota, Metazoa, Chordata, Actinopteri, Perciformes, Anarhichadidae. The transcript has 17 exons.